Molecule: messenger RNA, 2820 nt
Organism: Diaporthe amygdali
Lineage: Eukaryota; Fungi; Ascomycota; Sordariomycetes; Diaporthales; Diaporthaceae
Product: nkyrin repeat domain containing protein
Exons: 1
Coding region: 1-2820 (939 amino acids)
Molecular function (GO): protein binding
Source: RefSeq, a predicted model, not a curated record
AUGGCUCCCAGAAAGAAGGAGACGGCUCUUGAGCUGUGUGACAAAGCAACAGUUCUCGGCAACACCAUAGCAAUUCGAAUGCUGGAGUACCUCAGCACCGUCAAACAUCAUGUACAAGGCUUCAAGGAGCUCGCAAAUGAGUUCCUCGAGGUGUGCCGGAUCUUGUGGGCGAUCGAGUCCGGGCUCAGCACCAACAAGACCACAAACCUCCCUGCCGAUAUGACAGUGGAGCUUGAGAAGCGCUUCCGCCAGGCCAAUGACGACUUUAUCGUGCUGAACCAGUUGGUAACCAGAUUCCUCGAUAAUGAUAAGAAGCAUGGCUUCGCGCGGCUUUCCAAGGGCUUCAAGAUGAUGUUUGCCGACUCGGACGUGCAUAAGAUGCGUGCGAGCCUGGAGAAGACACGGGAGGCGUUGAGAAUGUCUGCCCUUGUCUUCCGAUGGUCCCUCGGGGACGCGGACGUUGAUGGCACCAUAGGCAUCGGAUACACAGGUCUGGCGGCUGCCCUGGACCGGUUGAACGGCACGAAACGGACCAACUCGACAAACACCGUCCAGCCCAACACGGCACACUCGCAAGGAGGCCUUUCGACGCCCCAGCCCGCUCGCUCAGAGGUAAGCCGACCACCGACAUUCGACCAAGGGCACGACCUCCCUCCCGCGUUACCGCCACUGAACAUCAUGGACCGGCAGUCAACGACGAGCCAUGACUUUAUGGGUAACCGCAUCACCGGCACGACGGCGGUCGAUGACCUCCCGGAUCUCCCGGACCUGCCAGAUAUCGUUGGAAUGCCGGAUCGUGCUCCUUCCAGGUCGGUAAGAGAUGGUCCUGGCAGCUUGCGGUCCUCCAAGGGGCCAGCCCAGAGCUUGGUAAGGGAAAUCCCGCCAUCGGACAUCUCCAGCCCGACAGGAAGCAGCAGCCGUGGUAACAGCACCACUCAGACAGACAACGCGUCCACCCACACGGCCGAGACCGAGACGUUACUCGAGGACCUCUUGUCCGAGGCCGACCUCAACGACAACAAGAUCCCGCCGCAAGUCACCCGCAUCAAGGCCGACCCCGCUACCGUCCCCCGGUGGACGCCAAGGUACAGCACGGGCAGCAACGUUCCGCAAUACAAGGCCGUGCUGGCACAGGCGGUGCAGAAGAAGAACCACGGCGUUAUCGAGCAGCUCCUCGACAGGGGCGUGUCCCCUGACACUAUCGCAGAAAUCAACCUCCUCCGUGAAUCCGUCAUGAAUCGGGAUUCCGAGUCGGUUCGACUCCUGCUUCUCUUUGGCGCCGACCCAAACAGCGUCGACAAGAACGGCUUCACCCCCCUGUUCACCGCCACCGAGUUGGGCUACACCGACGGUGCAAAGAUGCUCAUCAAGUACGGCGCGGACCCCAACCUCAGCGCCGGUCCCGACGCAGACUCUCCCCUGGCCAUGGCCGUGCUGGAGAACAAGCUGGAGAUGGUGCAGCUGUUCCUCAUGUACGGCGGUGACCCCAACCGCGUCAUGGCGAAUGGCAACACGGUGUUGAUCCGCGCCAUCAACCGCAAGACGCCCAAACGGGUCGUCGAGCUGAUGCUCAACUACGGCAGCGACCCCGACGGCAAGAACGGCGAGGGAACCAGCCCGAUGUACCAGUGCAUCAGCGUCCAGCGUCUCGACAUCGCCAUCUUGCUGCUGGACCGCGGUGCAAGCGCCGACCUGCCUGGGCCUAAGCACCUCCUGUGGCCCAGCGCGUACCAGCCCCAAUUCCUCAAGCUCCUGCUGUCGCGCGGCGCCGACUUCCGCAAGGCUCCUGGCAUCAUGGAGCUCGCGACAAGUAUCAACAACAUCGAGUCGGUCCGAACGCUCCUCAGUGCCGGCGUCGACCCCAACGCCAAGAAGGACGGCGUCUACACCCCCCUGUGUUCUGCCAUCCGCGACAAUCGCGGCGAGAUCGUGACGCUCUUGCUUGCCAGCGGUGCGGACCCAAACCUGCCCGCGAGCGAGUACCCUUGCUUCAAGUGCGUCACGCACCACCGGAGCCACUUCCUGCCUCAGGUGAUCGAGGCUGGUGGAGACCCAACUGAGCCCAAGGGCAUCAUCGAGCAGGCUGUCCAGCACAACAACAAGGACGCGCUCGUCUACCUGCUCGACUUCGGGGUGAACGUGAAUACCAAGUCACCCGAGGGCUACACACCACUCACCACUGCCAUCCGCGAGGACCGUGCCGACAUGGUGGACCUCCUGCUCGCCCGUGGUGCCGACCCUGGCAUCCGUGGCCAGGACUGGCCGCUCUGCAUGGCGGUCAAGCGGCCCAACAUCCUCAAGAAGUUGCUCCCCGCCGUGUCGAACCCCAAGAUGUUCAAGGGUGUGGUGGAGAUGGCCGUCUGCGCCAACCAGCUCGAGAGCAUCAAGCUGCUGCUGUCAGCAGGGUUCUCGGUCGAGGCCAAGAACGGCGGCGUCUUCUCGCCUCUUACCAGCGCCAUUCGCGAGGGACACAAGAACAUCGUGCACUACCUCAUCGACGAGGCUGGCGCAGACGUCAACGCGCCGGGCGAGCACCUGCCCAUCAUCAAGUCCAUCCGCCGUAUGCGCAACAACGACACCGAGAUAUUAGAACUGCUGCUGGCUCGGGGUGCCGACAUCAACCUGAUGUACCGAGGGUGGAACGCCGUGCUGCAAGCGGUUGAGAAUGGCGACGCGCAUGUGCUCAAGAUUCUGGUGGAGAAGGGCAACGGUAUUGAUCUGGAGCAGCGGGACGAGAACGGGCGGACGGUGAUGGACAUCGUGCAGAGUCAUGGCUGGGACGAGGCCGUGGCUAUCAUUAACGGCGGCGGAAGGCGGUAG